Molecule: messenger RNA, 1854 nt
Organism: Ricinus communis (castor bean)
Lineage: Eukaryota; Viridiplantae; Streptophyta; Magnoliopsida; Malpighiales; Euphorbiaceae
Product: glucan endo-1,3-beta-glucosidase 7
Exons: 6
Coding region: 162-1544 (460 amino acids)
Biological process (GO): carbohydrate metabolic process
Cellular component (GO): plasma membrane
Molecular function (GO): hydrolase activity, hydrolyzing O-glycosyl compounds
Source: RefSeq, a predicted model, not a curated record
ACUUCCCUUCCAGCUUCUAACUCUCCAACUCACCUCACUUUCCUUUCUCCUGCAGCUAUACUUUUCAAAAACAGAGAACCUUAUUUAACCUCAAAAUUCACCCACUUCCACUACACAUCUACACCACUUAAAAAACAACACAAAAGAAAGAAGCAAGAGAAAUGGCCUUUUCAACACUCAACUUUCUCUUUCUCUGUCUCCUCCUCCUCCGAGAUUUCUACUUGUCCAGUUCUCAGUCGUUUAUUGGCAUUAACUAUGGUUUAGUUGCCGACAACCUCCCGCCACCGACGGCCAGCGCGAAGCUUCUACAAUCAACAGCCAUACAGAAAGUAAGACUAUACGGUGCCGAUCCAGCUGUCCUUAAAGCUCUUGCAAACACCGGAAUCGGCGUCGUUAUCGGUGCAGCAAAUGGCGAUAUUCCUGCUUUAGCUUCCGAUCCUAACUCCGCAACUCAAUGGAUCAACGCAAACGUCUUACCUUACUACCCCGCUACCAACAUCAUCCUCAUCACCGUUGGUAACGAGGUAGUUUUAUCUGGAGAUCAAAAUUUAAUCUCUCAGUUAUUACCAGCAAUGCAAAAUAUUGCAAACGCGCUUAAUGCUGCAUCACUGGGUGGCAAGAUUAAGGUGUCAACCGUACAUUCUAUGGCAGUGUUGUCUCAGUCCGACCCGCCAUCUUCCGGGUUGUUUAACCCGUCUUAUCAAGAUACCAUGAAAGGGUUAUUGCAGUUCCAAAGAGAUAAUGGGUCUCCGCUUACUAUCAAUCCUUAUCCCUUUUUUGCUUACCAGAGUGACCCCAGACCCGAGACUUUGGCUUUUUGCUUGUUUCAACCUAACUCGGGACGAAUUGACUCGGGUAAUGGGAUUAAGUACAUGAACAUGUUUGAUGCUCAGGUAGAUGCUGUGCGUUCUGCCUUGAAUGGAAUUGGAUUCAAGGAUAUCGAGAUUUUAGUUGCUGAGACUGGUUGGCCUUACCGGGGUGAUAGCAAUGAAGUUGGUCCUAGCGUUGAGAACGCAAGAGCCUAUAAUGGCAACUUGAUUGCUCACCUUAGAUCAUUAGUUGGGACCCCAUUAAUGCCUGGAAAGUCUGUAGAUACAUAUCUCUUUGCACUCUAUGAUGAGGAUUUGAAGCCUGGACCUUCCUCCGAAAGAGCUUUUGGCCUUUUCAAAACUGACCUUUCCAUGGCAUAUGAUGCCGGUCUUUCAAAGGCUAGUGUGACUCCAUCAAGCCCCAAAACUCCUGCGACUCCAUCAACAAAACCAACAGGAGCGGGUUGGUGCAUGCCGAAGUCUGGUGUUCCUGAUGCCCAAUUGCAGGCAAGUCUAGACUAUGCCUGCGGUCAAGGCAUAGAUUGCAGCCCAAUUCAGCCAGGGGGUGCUUGUUUCGAGCCAAAUACUUUAGCAUCACAUGCUGCUUAUGCCAUGAAUCUCUACUACCAAACUUCUAGCAAGAACCCGUGGAAUUGUGAUUUCUCACAGACAGCUACACUGACAUCAAAAAAUCCUAGUUAUAACGGUUGUGUAUACCCUGGUGGAAGUACCUGAAAAGCAAGAGGAGGCACAUUUGAGGACAGAACAGAAUAAUGAAUUUAAAUAGCUAAAUAAGGAAAUAGGUGUAAUCUUAAUGGGUUCUUAUUUGUAGCUCUAAUUGUAAAUUCUCCCCUUUAAUUGGAGCACUGAUGUAUGUAGAUCUCUCUCUCUCUCUCUCUCUCUCUCUCUCUCUCGCCAUGUUUAUGUGAUCUCUCCUUUUAGGUGGCUGAAAAGUAUUGCCAGAAAAUGAAAUCAUGUUAAGCAGUCUCACAUACCAUGUUUCAAAUUUAUUAUUAUCCCCAAGAUAUAAGUUGGCAUUACCUCA